GCGAAGUCAAGUAGUUAGUUACUUGAUUUCAACGGAUUCUGCUUUUGUGUCAGUUUCAUUGUGGGUGUAUCUGUUCGGCUGGGCUCUCUUUGCUUGUUUUUGUUAUGUCGAGAUUGGGGACACUGAGUUACUACGCUGACUCACACAUUCCACACGAGAAUGACGAUCAUUUGGCACCGAGGUUCUCAUCUGGACCCGUGGUCCAGCAGCAGGCUCGGGAACUGGCGCUACUUGAAUAUGGCGAACAGGAGCAGUACACUUUCCAAGCCAAAUCAUCAAUUUUUGGUGCGUCAUGGAGUCCCAUGCCCGUGCAGCCCCCAGGCACAUCUGUCGCCUACCACCCAUACAUUCAUCACCCAUGCUCAACAGGAGAAACCGAUGGAGCAUCCGUGCGUUCCUGGGCGUUAGAACCGCUGCCUGCCCUGUCUUUCACGGGAUUAUCCACAGAUACACACCAUGAUAUAAAACUUGAACCACUGGUUGGGAGUGGUGAGUGCACCACGCAUACAUUACUUGUGGCCGAGACUGACAACAAUACGACCCAAGCAGAGAGGAAGGUACCGGACGAUGCGCUUUCCAACGGAUCACAGGAUGAGAAAGCUCCAGCAGAAAGGAAGGCGGAUCUAGACCCAAAUAACCCUGCGUCCAACUGGCUGCAUGCGAAGUCCACUAGGAAAAAGCGCUGUCCAUACACUAAGCAUCAAACUCUUGAGCUGGAGAAAGAAUUUCUGUUUAAUAUGUACCUCUCACGCGACCGUAGAUAUGAACUGGCAAGACUCCUAAAUCUCACCGAGAGACAAAUCAAAAUUUGGUUCCAAAACCGUAGGAUGAAGAUGAAGAAAUGCAAUAAAGAUCGUCCAAAAGACAUUUAAAAAAUGGAAAACUAUAAAUGCACUCUGCAGUGGAUGAAGUUAUUUGGUUCGUGCGAAGGUGUUUGUGAAUUAGCCUUUUCCCUCAUGCACAACCACGGUAGAUUAUUAUUGAUAGCCUACAUUUUGUAAUGUUAGAUGUACAUUGCACAAACCUUUUAUCGAAGGGUAUGCUUGUAUAUAUUAUUGUGUCUUUGUAUACAGCUUGUAUGGUAAUAGUUCUCUUAUUUGGUUUCCUUGUUGUAGGUCUAGCAUUUCGCUUUCUGUAGGCCUACAUUUUAAAUGUUAAUUUUUUUUUAACGUUUUUAAAGCACCAGUUCACGAUUUCAGGGAAAUGGGUUCUGCGAUGUGAAAUGCUGAUGAUAUGCAUGAAUUUCAGAUUUUUUUUUUUAAUUCAAAAAUGA
This is a messenger RNA of Sinocyclocheilus rhinocerous, 1273 nucleotides long. Its product is annotated as homeobox protein Hox-A9b-like. Gene Ontology annotation, cellular component: nucleus. Gene Ontology annotation, biological process: regulation of transcription by RNA polymerase II; proximal/distal pattern formation; anterior/posterior pattern specification. The record is from RefSeq and is a predicted model, not a curated record. Bases 105 to 872 code for a protein of 255 amino acids. NCBI's taxonomy places the organism in Eukaryota, Metazoa, Chordata, Actinopteri, Cypriniformes, Cyprinidae. The transcript has 2 exons. Gene Ontology annotation, molecular function: RNA polymerase II cis-regulatory region sequence-specific DNA binding; DNA-binding transcription factor activity, RNA polymerase II-specific.